UUCCUUACAAACUUCAGUUUUACAAGAUUGUGACACUAGAAAAUGACAGCAUACAUUAUUUUAUUACAAGGGGAAAAUAUAAGAUUGUCAUUGUAUGUUCCUAGAAUUUUCUAAUACGUAAUUAACUAUGGUCAAAAUUGUGAAAAUACUAAUAAACUCCAAGGGCAUUAUCACAAAUUGCCUUAUAAAAGCAAAGGGAUGCAGCCAACUAAAUUGUUGAUUCCUUUGCGUCUAAAAAAAACACUACUCGUAUUUCAGACCGAGGAAACUUAGACGAACAAACAGAAAACUAACACAACCACAAAGAAGAUGACCAAGUUUUGCGCCAACUGCGAUCACAACAUCCUUGUGAUGUUGCUUGCAGCUCUGAUAUUUGCUUCGGUGAUAGUCAACUCUCAAUGCCGCCCUGUCGCCAGUAAUGAAAUCAAAGAAGAAGAAGAUGAUGAUGAAAGUCUUGAGAUGAAGUGGGUACUCGAGAUGUCGAGCAGAGAUGAGAUGGUGCAAAUGGCUGGGUAUGGCGAGGAAAAACUCUCCACCGUUCUAAUCACAGGCUCUGUUAUCUGCUAUGAAGCUUGUUUAGCAGCUAAACAUGGCAACCACCACCAACUUAAGCUUCCCCCACAGCCUAUCUCAGGGGCCUUGGUUGGAGCAGAAUGUCAAGCCAACAAGAAAGUCAAAAGUCCUAGUUGGGCUAAAACUGUUACCGACGAAUAUGGAGAGUUCAUGAUUGAACUUCCCUCCAAUCUUCAUGGGAUCCCAAACUUGGACAAGAAGUGCUCAGUUAAGAUUCUAGAGCUACCUAAGGAUUCCCCUUGCCAUCUAUCAACUGUAAAAAACAAAGAAAUCAAGCUCUCUUCUGUCGGAAAUGGAAUCCGUACAUAUACAACAGGAAAGAUAGAACUUCUGAAUAUAAUGCCUGAGAAAUCAGAAGCUUGCAUGAAAGGACAAAAGGAUGAUCAGGGGAUGUCAUGGUAGGUGGCAUUUCAAAGUACAAUACUGAUGAUUGAGAGAAAAGGUAUAAUGGCUCACUCGGAUGGCGCUGCAGUCACAGCAAUGAGUCCCAGGUUUCAAUACCACCAACUCAGUUACUUGAAGUGAAAAAACAGCAAAGUACAACUACAAUUUUUGAAGGGAAAAAAAGAUGAAAAAAAAAUAUAUAUACUUUGUAUACCACUAUGUAUAUUACAUGUAUAUAGAUGUAAUUUUGUUGUAACUUUUGGUGAUGUGUCCUACAUAUCAUAGUGGAUUGUCAUGAGAGCCUUGUAUUAACACA
Chenopodium quinoa (quinoa) is the source of this 1273-nucleotide messenger RNA. RefSeq lists its product as uncharacterized. Lineage: Eukaryota; Viridiplantae; Streptophyta; Magnoliopsida; Caryophyllales; Amaranthaceae. The transcript is spliced from 2 exons. The record is from RefSeq and is a predicted model, not a curated record. Bases 310 to 975 code for a protein of 221 amino acids.